This is a messenger RNA of Striga asiatica, 921 nucleotides long. The record is from the annotation of a GenBank genome assembly. Lineage: Eukaryota; Viridiplantae; Streptophyta; Magnoliopsida; Lamiales; Orobanchaceae.
AUGAUUGAAACUACACAUCCAAAGCAAAAAGAUGGCAACAAAAGUCUCUUUUUCACCAAUUAUAAUACUCUCAAAUUUUUUACAGCAAGUGAAAUGAGGGACCAUGUUAUUGUCGAGAACAUACACGAGCGCCAGCGAGAAUGGGUAAAGCAAGAAAGCCAGCAAAGCAGUCCAGAGUGGAAAUGUCGUGCGGAAACUGGCAAAUACACCCAUCACAACACAAACGAUGAGGAUGACGAGCACCUCAGACGAGAAAUCCCACAUCAAACCCCUCACAUAAACGAGAGCCAAAAAGACCGAGAGACAGAGCACAUUGUUCAUGGUGACGGCCCCAUAAAGCUUGAGGCGGAUCUCUGCUUUUUCCGGCUGGCAAAAAUGAUGGCAGACACUGCCUCACUCGAGUUUGUAGCUAACGGUAGAAAAAUGAAAGAAAUGAAGAAAGUAGGGAUACUUGUGGCGUUUGAGAAAUUAUCGACAGCAUCAACCAGAGGAUCUGCAAAUGCAGCUGCAAUGAGAGUUCCGAGCAGCAACAGAAGCACGGCCUUUACUUCCACUGAGGAUUCUCGACACUCUCAACAAUUUCAUCACUUUGGUCUCCCAGAAGUGACCACUGUGAGAACCUCUGCCACGCUUGGCCUCCUCAAGCCAUCUCCCAAUUCCAUUAAUGAAUUCCCGCAGUUCCGAGUACGAAAGGUAUCCAUCGUCAUUUUCGUCAAUCGCUUUAAACAACCUGUGAUAUUCGAAUUAGACACAGGCAUCAAUAGGAAAGCAGGGUUUGAAAUGAGUGGAAAGAAUAGGAACAGAAUUUACUUUGUCAGGACUUCAACAUUGGGCCUCCCAUCCUCCGUGGCGAGUUUGCCAAAGGCACGCAUUUUUAAAUGCUUCAAGAUUCCUGAUAUGACGUGCUUGUGCUUUGCAUAA